Messenger RNA from Osmerus eperlanus (European smelt), 5696 nucleotides. RefSeq names its product phosphatidylinositol-4-phosphate 3-kinase catalytic subunit type 2 gamma (gene pik3c2g). The transcript has 33 exons. Gene Ontology annotation, molecular function: 1-phosphatidylinositol-3-kinase activity; 1-phosphatidylinositol-4-phosphate 3-kinase activity; phosphatidylinositol binding. The record is from RefSeq and is a predicted model, not a curated record. Gene Ontology annotation, biological process: phosphatidylinositol-3-phosphate biosynthetic process; phosphatidylinositol 3-kinase/protein kinase B signal transduction; phosphatidylinositol-mediated signaling. The coding region runs from base 294 to 4478 and encodes 1394 amino acids. Lineage: Eukaryota; Metazoa; Chordata; Actinopteri; Osmeriformes; Osmeridae. Gene Ontology annotation, cellular component: plasma membrane; phosphatidylinositol 3-kinase complex; cytoplasm.
CGAUAUUUCGUUUUUUUUAAUUAUAAAAAGCAUUGAAAAAAAAAAUACGAAAAUAGAACAACACACACAAGGCUGAUGUGUGCGUGUGUCUACGCAAGCGUCAUGGGCGUUUGUUAAUGGGUUACCUGAAGCAUACAAUAUUUGUAACUUCCCGAAUUUCUCUGCCCUCAGGUGGACGCGUGCGAUUCUGUUCUAGCUAUUCUAGCAUUCGUUUUACUGACCGGGACCAUGACAGCUUUCACGGACUUGAAGAUAACUUAGCGUAUCGGAGCAGUCAUAUGCUUUGAUUCAAGAUGGAUCCCAAUCACGGGGAUUCCGAUCCCCUCCACGGAGAGGCCAGGGAUUUCCCCACAUCCCUUACAGAUCACUUCCAGGAGGAUAUACUAAGUGAACUUGGUCUGUAUCAUGUAUUUAACGAGGAUGAAGAACUGGAUCUGUACAGCUCACUUUCAAGUAUGGAUCUAAGUCAACCCCCUAGCUCUCUCUUGGCUCACGGGGCUAGUGGAAAUGACCAUGGGUCUAGCCAAGGCUUCAACAGGGCUGACCCUGACCCCAGCAACCAAGUCAGAAAGUAUAGCACGGGGCCAUCAGCCAGACUUGCCCCAGUGGUUCCUCUAGACCCUGCCUGGCCCCCUCUACCCCCUGCAGUGCCCCCCAGGAGAAAGCCUCUUCUGAGCAAUGCCCAGAAGAGAUUCUCCUGUAACCUGACGAUGCCCUCCGCCAGACUGAACCGCUCCAACACAGCCGUGGACCAUGACGUCUGGAGCAUCAAACUCAUCGACACGCCACAAGGCAGCACCGAACAGCUGGCCUCGCUCUGCACGUCAACAUCCAAGUUGAUGUCCAGGUAUCCGCACUCAGACAGCUGGUCAAACGCGGGCCUGGUGUGGGGCCGUGUGUUAUCCAUCCACCCCUCCCUGCUCCAGAAGGCCCAGGUGACGGUCAGCGUGGCUACCUCCUGGGCCGCACACCAGAUACCCUUCUGUACCACAUUGAACCGUACGGUGCAGAACCUGAUCGAUGAGAUCUUCUUGCUCAUGGACACUUCCACCAGCAGCAGUGGGCAGUACGUCCUCAAGCUCUGUGACUCUGAGGAGUACCUCCACAAUGAGGAGCUCCUGGGCGCUCACGAGAGCUUCCUGGCCUACUGCAAGUCUGGGUCGGAGGUCUCACUCCGCCUGCUCCACGAGAACACCCUGGAGCACCUUCUGGCCAGAGACGCUAGGGAUGACAGUGCCCAAUGUCACCUGUACCAUCUGCUGGGCUCUGCUUGUGUCUUCAACACGUCCAGGUUAAGCCUUCAGGAGAAACUGAACUGCUACACCAGGGAGGUGAACCUGAUGCUGAAGAACAAGAGUGGAACCAACAUCAGCAUGCUGGUAGACGAGGUCCGCACCAUCAUCAACCUGCUGUGUGGCAUCUCCGCUGUGGAGGUGGAGGAGGCCAUAGGAAGGCUCAGCCGGAUCAAGCCCAUGGCUCUGAGCUUUGAGGAAAUGACUGAAUGUGAAACUGCCUCCGUCGCGCUCCACCUGGCUCUGGGGAAGCUGCUUCAAGUCUUCUUUGAGAACUUCCACUCAGACUUCCAGGUCCAGGAUGUCCACCGCCAGAUCCUGCCUGUGCAGAACGUCGAGCACAAUGCUGACAUCCUGCAGAUCAACAUGGCCGCUCUUUACAAGCUGCAGCCCAACUGGAUCCACAGUUUUGAUUACUUCUCUGUGUCCUGCGAGCUGACGGUCGGGGGGAAGAGGAUCUGUGACAAAGGAAUCUCAGAAAACAUCAGCACCGCCUUGUCGCUUGGCAACAAGAUCCAAUUCAACCGCAUGAUGGUUUUCCCCAUGCAGAUUUCCCAGCUGCCCUAUGAGUCCAUGUUGACGUUUCAUCUCUUGGCGUCCAAGCAUGGAAAAAACCCUGAGCUGUUACUGUGGGCCGUCCAGCCUCUGUACAGCCACAGAACUCUGGUCAGUGGAACUGUGCUGCUGAGUAUGUCUAUGCUUCUGGAGCUGAGCGACCCUCCCUGCCCCGCCCUGUCGGACGGCCACAGGCAGCCCACUGGGGUCAUACUGCAGCUGGAGUUCCCGGAGAGAAAUGAAUGGAAUUAUAAGAGACCGGUUUCCCUCCCAGACUCUCCCACCACCAUUCUGCCAUGUGAAGAACUGAGCAGGAAGAUCUCUGAGGUCUCUCAGAAACACUGCAUCUGCUUUCUUUCCGAGAACGAGAAAGCCUUCCUCUGGAGCAAAAGGCACAGCUGCGACAACAGGAGCACCUUCCUUCACCUGGUUUUGAGUGGCGCCCCCAGCUGGCAGCCCAAAGACCUGACAGAAAUCUACACCGUUGUGGAUCACUGGCCCCUACAGAACCCUGAGGAAGCUCUCUUCCUUCUCACAGACAGUUUCCCAGACCAGAAGGUGCGCAGCUCAGCGGUGAAGUUCUUUGAGAAGACCUCUGAUGGAGAGCUGGAGGACUACCUGCCUCAGCUCGUCCAGGCGGUGAAGGGGGAGUGGGAUCUGGACGGGCCUCUGGUCAUGCUGCUGCUGGAACGCUCUCUGAGGAGCCUGAGGAUUGCUCAACAGUUUUACUGGUUGUUGCUGGACGCCCAGGACGAUGCCCACUACCAGAGCUGGUUCAGCAAGGUGCAGGCCGCUCUCAGGCACAGCUGUGGAUGGGCGCUGAGGCAGGAGCUGGAUCUGGAGCAGCGUCUGGUCACGCUGCUCUCACAGGUGGCGGAGCGCGUCCGCAUCGCAGAGAAGGCCCGCAGGAAGGACCUUCUGAAGAGAGAGAGGUGGAAGAUCAACGAGUUUUUCCGUAACAGCGUCACGUGUCGCCUGCCGCUGGCCCCUGCGGUCCUGGUGAAAGGGGUGGAGGUGGAUGAAUGUAAGUUCUUCAACUCCAACGCCGCUCCUCUCGGGAUCUCCUUCAUCAACACGGACCCUCUGGGGAAGAACAUCAGUGUGAUCUGCAAGACAGGGGAUAACCUGCGUCAGGACAUGCUGGUGCUUCAGAUAGUGCGUGUGAUGGACCGGGUGUGGCUGCAGGCUGGGCUGGACAUGAGGAUGGUCACCUAUAGAUGCCUGUCCACAGGCAGAGACCAGGGGCUGGUGGAGGUGGUGCCGGAGGCGGUGACCCUGGGGAAGAUCCAGCAGGAGUGGGGUCUGAGCGGGGCUCUGAGAGAGGACACCCUGGAGAAGUGGUUCCACAUGUGGAACAAGACUGAGGAGGACUACGAGGAGGCGGUGAUGAACUUCCUCCACUCGUGUGCAGGCUGGUGCGUGGCCACCUUCAUCCUGGGCAUCUGUGACCGCCACAACGACAACAUCAUGAUCAAGCACAGCGGCCACAUGUUCCACAUCGACUUUGGCAAGAUCAUGGGGAACGCUCAGAUGUUCGGCAACAUCAAAAGGGACCGAACUCCUUUCAUCUUCACAUCGGAGAUGCAGCACUUCAUCACCGGCGGGGGGCAGAAGCCCCAGCGGUUCCACCGCUUUGUGGAGCUGUGCUGCGAGGCGUACAACGGCAUCAGACGGCGCUCCGCCCUGGUGCUCAGCCUGCUGCAGCUGAUGCUGGGCGCAGGCAUGCCGGAGAUGAAUGAUAUUGUGGACCUGAAAUACGUUCUGAAUAACUUACGACCGCAAGACUCUGACUUGGAAGCUACUUCUUACUUUACCAAGAAGAUCAAACAGAGCAUGGGCAGUCUCCCGGUCAAACUCAACUUUCUGAUUCACAACAUGGUCCAACUGCCCGGGGGCAAAAAGCCAUCGCCGCACGCGCAAGGCUCCGCCUCCAACACUAACAUCCAGGAAGUGAUCAUCCAGAAGCACAGCGUCAAGGGCCGAGAGGUGUUGUACGAGCUGAAGGUGACCAUCGAGGACGGCUAUCUGUUCAGUGAGAAGACGUUUGGCCAGUUUGAACUCCUCCACAAACAGCUUCAGAAACACUUCAUCGAGUCCACCCUCCCUCAGUUCCCCAGCUGGUAUAAGAUGUCCUUUACUCCGGCCAGGAAAAUGAAUCUGCUCAACAAGUACCUAAAGGAGCUAUUUGAGGGGCCUUGCAAAGGAAAUGAGUUUGUGUGCAGCUUGUUCCUGGAUGGCCCUAAGAUAGUGCCUCCAGCUGUCUCACUGAAAGACUCCAGGCCUCAGAUCCAGCUGUUCAUGUCCUACAGAGACCUCAAACUCUCCGUUCUGAUCAAACACCUGAAGAACAUUAGGCUAGCCAACGGCUCGUGUCCGGAUGCUUACGUGGUCACGUUCCUGAGGCCCGACCCCCACAACCGCUCCAAGAGGAAGACCAAGGUGGCCCGCAACAACGACAACCCUACUUUCAAUGAACUGGUGGAGUACAGCCACGUGCUCUCGCUGUAUAACCGUGUCUUGGAGGUCACUGUGAAGAGCAAGAAGAGGUUUGUGGUCGCGGCCAACAUCCAACUGGAGGAAAGGAUGAUGGACAAAGAGGAGUGGUUCCCCUUGGGAAACUGUCCCAACUGACACCUGGGGCUGCACUGGAGAAACUCCUCCACUAGAGGGCGACGCUAUCCUGAAAAUUCCACUUUGGGGCUGAGAAGAAUGGACCUUCUGCACUUGACUGCAGGUCUGUGCUGUUUUAAAUACAGAGUGCAUUGUACGUACUAAUGUCUUUGCUGUGCACAAUGGAUAUAUAGGACCAGUAUGCACAGCUAACUGGAUAUGACUGCGUGUCUUCACACUCCAGUACUGGGAUGCACAUGAACUGUUACAUCAUUGAUCUAGACUAGGGAAAGACUCUUUUGAAGAAGACUUUCAUUUCUCCCAAAUGAAGAAAAAAAAAUUUAAAUUUAGUUUGGAGAUUAAUAUACAAUUAAAACGGCCUUUAAUUAAGGAAAAACAUAAAUUUAUUGUUUUUAAUAAUGAACUGUAUUUGUUUCUUAUACUUUGUUGUAGAAUUUGAGUAUGCUAUGGUAUAGUAAAAUGCCAGCUGUGUUCUGCUAUAGUGUGUCAAACAUCCCUGUCCCUCGGAAUGUAAAGGUGUCAUAGAUGCCAUGCAGAGGAAACACACUCGACUCACCUGUCUGUCCUGAGGGCAGAGGGGGUAGGAGGCCGUCAGGCGAGGGAGGGAAGGGAUCUGCCUGGAAGCUUGAUGUCACCUCAAGGCCUUCUCGAGCCCCAAGGCUUCUUUUAACUUCUCACCCCCCAAAAUCUUCUACCACAAGACCCAUCUCUCAAGCCUGGCCUUCUAGCCUUCCAUCAUUUACCUAAACCCAGGUAUCUUCAUGUAAUCCUAAUGGGAGGGCUCCAAGCAGGCUUCUGAAACUUGUCUCUAAACCUUCAUGAAGUCUCAGAUUCAAAUGAGAUGGUAGUGUACUGUAUCUGGUUCAAUAAUGUAUACACCUCUGAAAUGCUAUUUAUUUUACCUCUGAGCAUUUGAAGGAGGUCUUAAACCCUUGUGGCUGCUGCUUUUUUAAAUGUCAUAAAAGGUUGUGGUUUUCAUGGUUCUAGAAUUCCUAUAAAAUAAUAUGCUUCUUGUAUGCCAAUCCAAUCAAUAACUACCUUGUUUUGUUUUAUAAAGAGACCUGUCUGAACUUGUUUAUGGCUUAUCACUGAGCAGGUGGUGCUAAUAUUGUCCUGUCUUGAGACUGUGCUGAAGUAAGCCUGAGGCCUUCCUCUUCCAUCACACAGGAAAUAUAUUGUAGUAAAAAGAAAUAUGUAAAAUAUAUUUUCUGAAGAUAA